This is a messenger RNA of Xyrichtys novacula (pearly razorfish), 16895 nucleotides long. Lineage: Eukaryota; Metazoa; Chordata; Actinopteri; Labriformes; Labridae. The record is from the annotation of a GenBank genome assembly.
AAACAAUGGUCACAUGAUUUCUGUUUCACUUUCCAACAUGGCGGCUCUGCGGCAGCAGCAGCUGGCUGCUGCUCUCCUCUUCCUCCUCAGUCAGGGUUUGAGUUUUCCUCUGGGUCAGGACUCGAAACAGGCUCCGACCUGUGGAUACCAGGUCAGACACGUUUAGACUUGAUAUGUUUAACUAAUAUUUUAUUGGCGGUCAGGAGUCAGCUUCUGAGAGGAUACUUUCAGUUUCUGUGACAGUUUGAGGAACCAGAUUUAAACCUCUCCUUUCAUUUCCCUAUUUUAUUCCUCUACCUACCGUCUACUUUUAUUAGUUAUAUUACAUCACUGUAGUUGUGUAGUGUUGUAGCUGUCUCUUUGUGUGUGUGUGUGUGUGUGUGUGUGUGUAUGUGUGUGUGCGCGCAGUCAUGUCAUGCCACCAAGCCAGGUAUGCUGAACGUCCAUCUGAUCCCACACACACAUGAUGAUGUGGGCUGGCUCAAGACAGUGGACCAGUACUACUAUGGAGGUCAGUCUCACCUGUAAAUAUACACUGUAUAGCCUUUUUUUGGCCCAUAACACUUUGUGAUUGCACACUGUUUUUCUUACACAGUGAACUGAUACUGCUGCAGAUGAAGUUAAAAAGAGGGUAACUUAAAUGUUGAAGCUAAAUCCAUCAGAGUAUGACUGUAUGAUAUAAAUAAACACCAAUAUUUCCUAUGGCAGGAAAGACUUGUAAAAUGGGAUGAGUGGGUUUGAAAUAUAAAGAUACUGUUGAAAAUAGGGCUAAAAAACUGUACAACACUGACAGCUAAGACACUCUCAUAAAAAAGGAUAAAAGCUUGUGGUCUGUAAACCGAAGUAAAAAAAAAAAAAACUCAUUUUGAUGUAAACUAGAUCAUACGCCUCUCAGAAAUGAAAACAUGUCCAUCAUAUUAUCCAAUCAAUUAAUCAAUCAAGAAAGCAAGCAAUCACAGAAGCUUUAAAAGCCACCAAAGAGGGAGUAAGAGGAGGUUUUGGACAUGAGUCCUGCAUGAUAAUCAUACACAACAUGGAUAAACUCAAUCCAAACUGGCGUCAACACAGUCAAAAAACUUGACAGCAACAUCAUCUUGAGCCUUAGCUUUAUGCUCAGGGUGAGUUACAGUCAAACAAAGGCAAGAAAAACAAAAAUUUUGGCCCCAAAUCUGUUUCAAAAUCAGUUUAUUUCUGUGCCGCCUUCAAUGUAUGUACUUCUGUUUGAAAGCGCUGGAGGUUUAGCAUGCAUUAACUUCUCUGGUGCUUUUGUACUCUGCAGAGCAAUUAACCAGUUUGUAUAUUUUUAUCAGUUAAGCUUCAAUCAUUGAAAGCUUGUGGUUAAUGUUCUCAUCCUGUCUUGUGCAAAAACAUUGAAGAGAUUGCAGAUAACAGAGUAGCUUCAAGUUACGACAGCAUGUUGAAAUUCCGCAAAACCUCUUUUUUCUGCAAUGACAGCUUUUUCUUUGACAGGUUCAAAGUCCUGAAACUUGCAACCUGAUCACUUUAAAGUUGCUGCAAACUACCAAAUCCUUAUCAACACACGGAUAAAUCUUUACUCUUGUUGAGUUUCUGAUCUCUGUAAUCCACCAAAACUCUUCGAGGAAAAACUGAUGCAUGAUUCCAGCAGUGGUAUUAUGAUUCAUGUUUAUUCGUCUCCUCGAAUAAGCAUGUUUAAAACAUCUCAUGCCUCAUCAUGUGACUUUAGAGACAAACACAGUCGUAACACUUUUAUAGCUGAUUCAGGGGUGAGCUUCUCUGUUUCGACAUCACAUGUUUUCCUUUUGAAGAAAAGUGGCAAAUAUGUUCUUGAGCUGUGAGGUUAUAAAAACAGAGGUCAUCUCAGCAAAUCAGACGACGCGUGUUUUUAUAUCCAGCACCUUUUAGUGAUAAGGCCAUUCAAAGUGAUGAGCACAGACAUUAGAGGACGUCAGAGAAACAUCUCAGAGUGACCUCCUGAGGUUAUAUUUGUGUUUUUUAUUCUGUUGUCAAAGACUUUUCUCAACUUUGUUUGAAUAAAUGAGCUCAUAACAACAUUGAUUUGUAAAUACUGAGCAUGUACAAUCCCACCUGAUGCAGGUUCACAAACUCGUCUCGUCUUAAUCGAAGUGAUUCACCCCAGAAUGUUUUCCCAACGAUUAAAACUCACUGAUUGGUCUUCUUCUGUGGAAAAAGUGUGAGCUUGAACAUUAGGCUUAAAUAUAUUCUCCACUUAUUAAUCAUAAACUAAAAACAUCCUAAGCAUUUUUUUUCAUUAUCUUAAUUUUUAUUUAUAGAAUUUAUGUGAACAUGAACAACAAUUAAACACAGUACAAAUUAAAGACCCAAACACAAAAAAAAACCAUUUAAAACAAAAAUCGGAGAGAAAACAAAACCAGAGUCAAAUAAUUUUGUCAUUUGCAUGUCCAAAAUGGAGUGGGAGGAAGUGUAAACUUGUUUUGCGAAUUAUGCAUUUUUCUAUUUAUAAUGUCAUGAUUAUGCACCACUGCUCAAAAAAGUAAAACAAAAAACAAAAAAAAUCUCAAAAUAUUGAGUUUUCCACAGUUUUGAUGUUCAGUUUGUUAAGAAACACCGCUAUGAUGUCUCAAAACAUCUGUGGGUGCAAACUUUCAUCAGUUUUUAGCCAUGGUUUUGGUCAAAUACAGCAGCACAGGUGCAGGGUUUUGAUUUUUUAAGUUUUUGUAGAGUGUUUUGUAAUUUUUACUUGGUAGUGUUUUGUUUAAAAUUGCAAGGAAGGUUUCACAAUGUUGUUGGACAAAGUUAAGUUACAGUUUUUUCAUCCUUUUCUGCAUGAAAUGAAAACCCCACAGUUUUUUUAUCCUUCAUUAAACAGCAGGUGUGUUUCUGUGUAUCUUUGUGUAGAUCGUAAUGAAAUCCAGCAUGCCGGGGUGCAGUACAUCCUGGACUCUGUGGUGGAUCAGCUGUUAAAGAAUCCAGAUCGAAGGUUCAUCUACGUGGAGACGGCGUUCUUCUACCGCUGGUGGAAACAGCAGAGCGCCAGCAUGCAGCAGACCGUCAAACAGCUGGUCAAUGAAGGUACCAACGCUGCACACUUUAUCCACACUAGAUCGGCUGUUCUCCCAGUAACUUUGUUUAAAACUGUGUUUCCCCGUCCUUCUGCCCUCCAGGGCGUCUGGAGUUUGUAAACGGCGGCUGGUGCAUGAGUGACGAGGCUACCACCCACUACAGCGCCGUCAUUGACCAGAUGACUCUGGGCCUGAGGUUCCUCAACGACACGUUCGGGCCGUGUGGUCGCCCUCGUGUCGCCUGGCACAUCGAUCCCUUUGGACACGCACGAGAGCAUGCCUCCAUGUUUGCACAGGUAGCUCAGAGGUGUAGAGCCACGUUUUCAGAAUUCAAAAAGUUGUCACGUUGACCGAAAUGAUGUGGAAAACCGCAGCCGGCGUUUCUCAAAGCCCCUGAUAUCGCCCUGACAGGAGAAAAGGAAGCAGAAAAUUUAAACAAAACAGAAGCAAAGAGAGGAGGGCUUUUCCUUUUUUCAUUUCUUUUAGUUAUUUUUCCUGAUUAAGGGGUUCAAAUACUCACAGCUAAUCCUCUCUCAUUCAAUCAAAGCAGAAAGCUCUAAUGAGGGAGCCUUAAAGGUGCUGGAAGGAGGAUUUUGUUGCCUUGUGACAAAGCCGGGCAAGCUGUUUCUCUUUGCCUCUGCUUUUGACUGCUGAUGUAGCUCGUUACAGACAAAACAGUUUAUACCGAGUGUUUUCUGUUUUCUUCUAGAUGGGGUAUGAUGGCUUCUUCUUCGGCCGUCUGGACUACCAGGACCGGCAUCGCAGGAUGACAAACAAGGAGCAGGAGCUCUUGUGGAGGGCCUCUGACAGCCUCCCUCCCCCAGUGGCGGACCUCUUCACUGGUAAAUAAAGUCCCACAGAGGUCAAUUUCUUUGCACUCAGAAAACCUUGAAAAUCCACAGACUGUUUCUUUCUUGUAUUGAAGGGAUCCUCCCCAACGGGUACAAUCCCCCUGAAGGCUUCUGCUGGGAUCAGUCUUGUAGUGACGCACCAAUCAGAGAUGACCCCGACCUGGAGGACUACAACGUCGAUGAUGUCGUUAGUCGAUUUCUCGCCAUCGCAGGCAGUCAGGUUAGACACGUACCGAGUCACACAGUCUGGGUCAAGAUUGGACUCUGAGACACCAGAGUUGCUGCUGUAGCAAUGCAGAUUUCUCUUUUGUGGUUGGGGUAAUCUUACCUGACACCUCUACCUGUGUCAGUACUACAGUUGUGUCACCCCAGUCAGAAAGUCCAGAAACGCCCCUGCAGAGCGGCACAGAGGAAACAGCAGGGUCUUAGCUGCAGGAAAACAUUUUCCUGCUGAAUUUUUGAGAGAGGAGAAACUGGCCUUAACUGCAUGUCAUUAAUCAUCUCUUUUUGCCUUCUCAGUCCUUGGUGUAUAAGACCAAUCACAUCAUCAUGACCAUGGGCUCAGACUUCCAGUACGAGAACGCCAACUUGUGGUACAAGAACCUGGACAAGCUCAUCCACUACGUGAACGCCGAGCAGGCCAAUGGCAUCAAAGUCAACCUCCUCUACUCCACCCCGUCCUGCUACCUGCAGGAGCUGCACAGAUCGAACCUCAGCUGGUACUGAGAGCUUUAAAUAAGCGAGAGGAUGAGCUCGUUUGAGAUUUAUACUCUUAAUGAUGAAAUGUUUUCACUCUUUCGACACAGGCCUCUGAAGACAGAUGAUUUCUUUCCCUACGCAGACGACGCUCACGAUUUCUGGACCGGCUACUUCACCAGCCGACCAGCGCUGAAACGUUACGAGAGGGUCAGCAACAGCAACCUACAGGUACUCUAGAGGCACACACUGCCACUUUGUGAAUCUAGACUCUCGGUUUACUAAUGUACAUGCACAAUUCAAAUCGGCGUGGCUGAUUUUAACACAAGUCAGUACUUCAACCUAUGAGACAGCACAUAUCUGCUUCAAGUGUCAUAUGACUGUGAUUCCUCUGAGAAAACUGCUUUCUGCUCUCUGAGCUGUGUGGGUUUUUGUUCCUUUUGGUCCUCAGACGUGUAACCAGCUGGAGGUACUCGGCGGUCCAAUUUCAAGGGAUGGACCUUUUGGCAAUGGAGACAGCCAGACCAUGAGUGAGAUUUGGGUUUUAUGAUUAUUUCCUGGUAGUGGUGGAAGUAACGCUGGUUGUUUUAGUUUAUUCCAGUUGGUAUUAACAACUUCUUAGAAAAGAUAGAAGCUCGAGGAAAACUACAAAUGUGUUUAUUAGGGAUAAACCGAUCAUAUGGGUUCAGACUGCAGCUUACACUUCUUUUGUUUGUCCUAAUAACUUAACACAUUCUGGAACUGCUGAGUUUUAGUUACAGAGAAAGGUAACGUGUUUAUGUGUCACUGUCAGAGGAAGCCAUGGCGGUGGCUCAGCACCAUGACGCCGUGUCAGGCACGGAGAAACAACACGUAGCGAACGACUACGCCAGGAGGCUGGCCAACGGCUGGAAGCACUGUCAGGUACUUUCUAUUCCAAACACCGUUAACUCCCUCGCUGUUGUCCUAUAUUUUAAACCUUAGCGGUCACAGGAUUUGCUGUCUUUCAAACUUUUGAAGCCUACCUAAAAAAAAUGUUUUUUAAUCAUUCAAAACUGCUCAAACAGACACGUUUUUAUCUAUAGUUCACGUGUCUUUGUGUUUUUGUGUCUUUGAUUAUGCAGGUCAUAACUUACCUGUCUGCUUCUCUCUCAGGUGUUGGUCAGUAACAGUCUGGCUUCUCUAAGCAGCUCUUCUGUUGAGCGAGUUUACUGCGACAACCUCAACAUUAGCGUGUGUCCUCUAACAGAGUCCAGCACCAAGGUGACUCCACACACACACACACACACACACACACACACACUCCUUUAUGUCGAUGGGAUGAUGCAUGGUGAACAGGUAGUCACUAAUGCAAGGUGGAGGGGGUCUGCGCUCACCCUGAAGUGAUUCUAAUUUGCAUAACCGCCCCAUAACCAUGCGUUAACCCGUUUAUUAGCUGGCUACCACUUAAGUCAAGGACAUAUUGACACUAAAUGUUUUUCUGGAAAUGAUUUUACAGAUUUAGAAAUAUACGAAAACGUCUUCAUGAUUCCAGAGUUGGAAGCACUAUGAUAGCGACGGUUCUUAAUCCUCCUUGAUUGAUUAUUGAAACAUUAACAUACUAAUAAAGUAAUCAUUUGAGUGGAUAUAUCCACAGACAAUGAACAGGACAUCCUUUGCCCCUCUUUACUUUUUCCAUCUAAAAGUAAAUGAGGAAAAAGUCAGAACUUUUCUGCAGUUGGUUUAACCUAUACCUUUCAGGGUUUUUUUUUUUCUGUUGCUGUUGGUUACCUUCCCAAAAUCCACUCUCUAGCACUGCUAUCCUUGGGCAGAUUGCCAAUAAUAUCAGUUAUUGAAAUUCCCAUCUGUUUAGCCUUCAAACAGAAUGCUGACGGGAAGUAACAUCUUUAUCUCAGCAUCAACAAGUAGACUUGGAGUGUGUCUGAACUAUUUCUUCUCCUGAACUGAUUUGAUGACUUCUGAUUUUCUCCUCUUUCUACCAAUUUUUGACUUUUUGACAGCAGUUAUUAUCUCUGUGUAUCAGGAGCUAAGAUGAAGAGCAGAUUCACUACAUCAAGUCAAAUCAAUCCGCAGAAAUUGGUCUCAUUUACCUCUGCUUGACUGUUUUUUAUCUGUACAUAAACCGUCUUAAUUUCAGCGUUUAGCGUCAUUAUUUAUAUGAAUGACAUUUGUAACUUCUUCAAACAUUAGCUUUAUGUUAUACUGAGUCUCUUGUCUCUCUUUUUGUCUCCCUCUCAGUUCGCGGUGAAUGUUUAUAACCCUUUAGGUCGCACCGUCACCUGGCCGGUGAGGCUGCCAGUGAACGGGACGGCCUACACCGUCUCAGAUCCCAGCGGCAGAUCUGUGGACUGCCAGGUCAGUGUGUGUGUAUGAGACAGAUCAGAAACAUGAUGCAGGCAUUAUUUUACAGAUCCCACCCUUUGUAAUUAGAUGGAGUAUUCAUCUUUUACAGAAGUGUUUGAGUAUUCACAUAUCUCCAUUUAUUUUAAAGUUAAGACUUAAGAGACCUCAAAGGAAAGUGAGAGUAUCUGAGACUGUUUUUGUGAACUGAUCAAAACUCACAUCUUUAUGACUUAAACAGAGGUAGUAAAGUGUUACAUCUAUUAUUAUUUUGCUCAUUAAAUGCCAAAUUACUAAAAAAAAAAAAAUAAUCCAUAUACUGUAGUUUUGUCAUUUACUUUUGCAAUCCUCAUUUUGUCCACAAGAGGGUGCUCUACACUGUUAACUCCUCUUCAUAAUUGAAUUAAAGCUUUCAUAACGGUUGUUUUCAAAACCAUCCACUAUACCAGUGGUUCUCAAGUUCAAAUGAUCAGCUCGUUAUCAAGCAAUUACAGAGCUUGAUAACGAGCUGAUCAUUUGAAUCAGGUGUGUUGGAGCAGGGAAACAUCCAAAACAUGCAGGACAGUGGGCCUCGAGGACUGGACUUGAGAACCACUGCACUAUACAAAAAGUGCGUACUGGUUUGCCCAAAUCAUGGGUUGCAGUGUGCGAACAAAAAUGAGAUGAAUACCCAGAUGACGUACUGAUUCAGGAAAAUAAUAAAUAUAACAGACAGAUCUACCAUUUACAGUCUUUUGGUAUAAUGUUCCUCUGAAACUAGAAACCUGAGAUCAUGGUUAAAAUUCUGUCUUUUUUCUCUGAAUUCUGAGUUAAAAAAAAUUUUCUUCCCUUUUUUUGUUUACAGUAUUUUGAAUUUUUUCCUACAAAUGAUCAUUUUUGUUUUGGAAUCCCUUCCUUUUUUUCCAUAAAUUUUGACUUUUUUUUCAGUCCCUGUUGAUUUUCUCAGAAUUCUGGGUUAUUUUUUAGAGUUUUUUUUUUCAGAAAUUGAAUACUCAUUUAUAACUCUGAUAUUUUUGUAUGUCUGACCAUUCUCAGAGUUCUCUUACUUUCAGAAAAUUGUUACUUUUUCUUUUAUUUCCAGAGUAUUUUAGAGUAUUUUCUGACUAAUUUUUACUGCGGAGAAAGUGAAACAUAAAAUUCACAUCAAGACGUCCUCUGACCUCUCUGUAUCUGCGCUCCAGGUGGUUCCGGUAUCAUCAACCACGAGUAGAGUAAGGAAAGGCCGAGGCUACGCUGUCAACGAGCUGGUGUUCCAGGUUCUGGUCCCUCCUCUCGGCUUCACCACCUACUCCGUGUCGCUGCUCAAGGAUGGACCUCCACCGGCCUCCACAAAGCACUACGCACCCACAGCCAUCCAGAACAAGGUAUCUACCUCAUAAUCGUUUUUGUGUGCACUCUUAGUUAAAGCCAGUUUUGCUAGGGUUGCAAAACAAAAGCCUCAAACAAACCUCCAAAGGAUUAUUAUAGUGAGUUUAAACCUAAUCCUGUUAUGCUAAAUGCAGCUUUUUUCAUCUUAAUGUACAAAACCAAAUCUGAGUGUAUCCCUGUGAGAUUCUUUUUCUUGGAUUAAAACAAUUUUAUUUUGAAAUAGUUAAGGAAUUCAGACAAAAUAACAGAGGGAAGCUGUUCUACAUUUAAUAUCCCAGUUUUCUAGACAAAUAAGCAGCACUUUUAAAAAGACUUAUAAGAUCCAUGAUCAUUCAAAAACACAACAAGAAAAAGUGCUAACUAAAGGGCUUAUCCUGUGUAGUUUGUACAUUUUAAAUAUUACCAUAGAAGUAUAUUUUCCUGAAAAAUCACAUCUAAGUUCUUCUCCUGACUUUGUUUUUGUGUUUCUGUGUACUCCAGUUCCUACAGGUGACCUUUGACCCCAGCACCGGCCUCUUGAGCGGUCUUAGCAACCUGGAAACCGGACAGAGUAUCAAGCUGACGCAGAAUUUCUACUGGUUAGCAUCUCUGUGGUGGAACUACCCACAGAACCUAACCUGCAGAUCAUCGGUUUGAUUCAACUUUGUUUCCCCUUGGGCUUAUUGGGCGUGUGUUUGUGUGUUUCAGGUACAACGCAAGUGAUGGUAACAACUCUGAAAGCAACCAGCCGUCAGGUGCUUACAUCUUCAGACCAAAUACCUCCACACCUUUUGUUAUCAGCAAGACGGCCAAGACGCAGACUAUACAGGUAGCAGUCACAGCUGAAGAUGACCUCCAGUUCUUCUCAGUCGUUUGGCUCAAUUUUAGUCAGUGUUGUAGUUCUUGCUCUGUUUAGUCUCAGAUUUAUGCUCAAAUUGUUUACAUUUAUGUCCUCUUUUCCUCUCAGACGUCUGUGGUGCAGGAGGUGAGGCAGUGGUUCUCUCCCUGGGUGUCUCAGGUGGUCCGUCUCUACAGCGAUAGCAGAGCUCUGGAGCUGGAGUGGACCGUCGGACCGCUCCCCAUCGAGUAAGUCUGUAUUUGAAAGCUUUAAUUUCUAAAUGAUGAGAAAGUUACAUGUUUAUUUCACUGUUGUUUCUGUCCUUCAGUGAUGACCUGGGGAAGGAGGUGAUCACUCGAUUGGACACCAGUAUUGAUACUAAUGAAUAUUUCUACACUGACUCUAACGGCAGAGAGGUGUUGCAGAGAAAGUAAGUUCAACUUCACAUUCAAGAGCCUACUUCUUCCUCUGAAGGCCCCUCACAUACCCGUGGUUUUUUGUUUUGUCCUACAGGAAAGAUUUCCGACCUACUUGGAAUCUAAGGCAGUCUGAGCCCAUCGCUGGAAACUACUUCCCCAUCAACUCCAGAGCCUUUAUCAAGGUUUGUUUGAAAGCUUUUUUUUUUUUCCACAUGAUCACAUAUCAGUGAAAGAUGAUAUUCAGUUUCAGCUUUUUUCUCAGUCCAUAUUUUCCACUUUUAUCGCACUUGAACCACGUUUAGGAUGAAACGGACCAGCUCACUGUGGUCACAGAUCGCUCUCAAGGAGCAGGAAGCAUCAGAAACGGCUCUCUGGAGAUCAUGGUGAGAAAUAGACACUCAAUCAAGACUAAUCAUUUGUAAAUGAUCAUUUCUAGACCUUUUUCAACAUAUUCUUGGAUAUAAAUGACAAAUAGAUACAACAGACAUGCUUCAGUCCUAAACUUGAAGAAGGUUAAGGAGCAAAAAGCUUUUCUUUUGACCUCUGACAGACUCAGAUUGUUGUUUGAGUUAAAGAGUGAACAUAUUUUUUCCUCUUCCUCUGCUUCAGCUCCACCGCCGCCUGCUGUACGACGACGUCCGAGGUGUGGGUGAGCCUCUAAACGAGACAUCAGACAUCUUUCCGGAGGGACUGGUGGUCAGAGGCCGUCUUAUGCUCUUACUGGACCGCCCGCUCACUGCAGCUGACUCACACCGCCCCCUAGCUCAGGAGAUGGUACUGCAGCCUCUGCUGACAUUCACUAAUGGAGAACUGCACCCAAACGCUAAACUGGAGGUGAGUGAGGAGGCGCCUCAAUUUCUACACUUGAGGACUCUGACAGAUUUUGAGAGUUUUGUGGCUCCUUUUGUGGCAACUUUUCAGCCAAACUGCAACCUUACCCCAAAUUUCCACCGCAUCCAAAACGGCUACGAAAAGGCUGUACCUGCCGAUCACAGCUGAUCGUAAUCAUUCAAGUUAAUGUGUCAAUUUCCACCAGCUUUUUUUCAUUCUGCUGCGGAUCGCCAGACUCUGCAGCUGAUCACAAGAGUUCUAUCUUUCCCAUGCUGAAAAGGAAGUCGGGUACAGACACAAAAUAAAACAUCCGGCUUCUUUUCAAAAUAAAACACUCUGUGUUUCAGGCGGAUCAUAUUUCACACCAUGCAACAAGCGAAAAGUUUAUAGACAGCAUUUCACACUGAUGACACCAUGAUUUAGAGGAUGCUGAUUCUAAAAGUGGAGAAGUAGAUUUCCCCAUCCGGAAGGACACAAUCUACUGCUUAUAUUGUUAGCCUCUGUGGCUGUCUUUAUAGAGACAACUCCUUAUCGCACGAUUGCAUAUGAAUCUGCAGGUUCUUGUUAGUUCUCGAGAUUCUCGCUGCCCGUAAUUUGCCACGAAAUUUCGCCUCACAAACGGAGCUGGUAGGAAUUUGUGGAUGGUGAAAAUCACUACCUCUACGGAUCGGAGCUGUUCCGGAUACGAUGGAAAUUCGGGGUUAUUCAGAUAAUUCUACCCACAGACACUUCCAUCAGGCCCUUUGUCCACUUGCUGGAUAUUGUAUUUUCACCUGUUUUUCCCUAGAGAAAUGUGAAGUUUAUCGCCACAUUUUGCAGCCUUCAUUUGGAGUUGUCUCGGUUGUUUAGUUGCUUGACCACUUUGUUCAGUUUGAGUGAAAAAUUUGCUUGUGUGUGCUGGGUUUUCUUUUUUGCUUUUUUGUUUGUUUUCUUACAUUUAUACAGUAGCUCCAUCUCCUGCCUGUUUGUAUCUUUUAGUCUCCAGAGUUUACUCCAGUUCAGUUUUGAACAUAUUUGCAUUUUCACAAGUUGUCCUCGUUUACCAAACCUCAGGAGAGCAGCCGGAGCUGUUGUUGAUUUUGGCUCUGCUUUUACUGACAUGUUUUCAGAGGGAGUCAUAAUUAGUGACACAAACUGUUGUCUUCAAGUCGUUGCAGUAAUUACAGAGAAAUGUCACCCUCUAAUUCAUGUCACACUCCUCAGAUGUUUUUUAACAGCAGGCUGAUGAUCUUCCAUUGUGCAUCUGUGUGUAGUUCUCAGGGCUGCAGGCUUCGCUGCCCCCUGCUGUUCACCUGCUCACACUGACCCAGUGGGACGACAACUCUGUGCUGCUGAGACUGGAGCAUCAGUUCCAGAGCUGGGAGAGCAAAACGCACUCCCGGCCAGUCACCGUCAACCUGCAGGUCAGUGUUUCAAACACGCACCAUACACCUUUAUAUCAUUAAAUCACAGUGAAGCUGAAAACUGGAGCACUAAGUUUAAAAUAGUGAAGGAAACCUCGGUUCCCAGAAUGUGAAACAUAUUUUUUGAUCAGUUUAAAGUAAGUACAGUGAGUAAAGUUCAAAUUUAACAUCCAGCUCACUACACCACAUACUCUGUAUUUCCUGGCUGCCGGCUAAAAAGACACAAAAUGUUGACUUUAGGUUGAUAUUAGUGAUUUAAAAUUAUUUAUUUACAGGGCUGAAAAAUAAGGCCCUCAGAGUCCAUGCUCCUAUGGCAACAACAAGUUCUCAUCAGCCAACUUGUCGUACCUAUAAGCUUUAUACUUGUACUUUUUCAGACUCUAAAUAAAGACCAUGAAUGAGCUUUUCUGUGAUCAAUCAUUUUAAAUCGAGCAUUAGUCCACACCAUUGCUUCAUGCCUUUUUUUUCCCCAAGUUGGUCAAUGUUGUUUUUACUCCGCUCCCUGUGUGAUGCUGUUUUGCCUCAUUUUUUUCUUGUCUUCUCCUUUACUAGUGAGUUUUUGGCCACCAACCACAAGUUUAGAGUCACAUGCUCUCCAAAUACAUUGACUGUAUCAUACGAAAUAUCCUCCAUGUUAAUUAACGAUCUAAAAAGCUAUCUAUGACCAUUAAUUUUGCCACAGUGUCAACAGUCCAGAGAGGAAAUGUGCGGCUCUCCUUUUUGCAGAUUUCUAGGACUUGAUUUGUAAUGUCAGGUUGCCCCUGGCAACACUUUUCUGUUCAAAAAUGCAAAAAACUGUUGACCAAUAACAAUCUCAUUAACAUCUUUCUUCAGAUUUGAAGUCAUUAACAACUUUUUCCUUUUGUCUCUGUAGAAACUGUUUUCCACUCUUAAAGUUUUGGGCGUGUCCGAAUUGAACCUCUCGGCCAAUCAGUGGAUAGAUGAGAUGAAGCGUCUCCAGUGGACUCCAGAGUCAGGUACGUGAAGAAACUUAUGACUUCAGUAGCUUCUUAAAUCCUGACAGUGAGCCAGGGCUAGACGAACAUGUAACAAGCACAGAUACAGAUGAAGAAGUCAAGUGUUCUUGAACUACAACGGACAAGUUCACAAGCAUGAAUCCAGAUCUGAUUUAGCUGAUUACACUUUAAAAAGAAAUUAAAAAGACACUAUGUCUCUCUUUCAAACUCAGUUGUUGUUGAGAGAUUUGUAAAUACCUGAUAAAGAAAUUUCAGUAACACUUUACUUGAUGGCUAUCUCUGUAACACAUUAUAAAUAUAUGUAUAAUACAUUAUAAUCACACUGUAGCACUGUAUAACUAUAGUCAUAAACACUCAUAAAUGAUCAUAAUGCUUUAUAGCAAUAACCAUAACAUGUUAUAAAGCAUUUUAUCAUGACUUACAAGGUCAGGUAUUAUAAUGUGUUAUGCUUAUUGUUAUAAAGCCUUAUGAUAAUUAUUGAGUGUUUAUAAUGAUAGUUAUACAAGUUUAUAAGCAAAUUAUAACACAUCAUAAAUAUAUGUAUAAUGCAUUAUCUAUGUGGGCAUUAUCAGUGAGUUGUUAACAGUUAUAACACAUGAUAAUACCUGACCUUGUAAGUCAUGAUAAAAUGCUUUAUUAUGUGUUAUGAUGAUUGCUAUAAAGCAUUAUAACCAUUUAUGAGUGUUUAUGACUAUAGUUAUACAGUGCUAUAACGUGAUAAUAACGCAUUAUAUAUAUUUAUAAUGCAUUACAGAGAUAGGCAUGUAAGUAAAGUGUUAGUGAAAUGUCAACCAAAACCCUGAGCUACAUGAAAAAACACCAGUAUAAUAUCUUAAACACUCAGUCAAGACUAAAGUUAUGAUUGCAGCUGCGGCAAACUUCACACCACAUGAUACUUAAGUGUAAAAGAGCGCAAUAAAUGAGUGAUUUGAGUCUGCACAAACCUGCAUCAGCUGAAAAUGACCUUCACAGGAAAAAAAAGGAUCAGAGAAUUCAAAUAUCUCUCAAUGAGAUGAAAAGAUCAAGAUGUCUUUAAAACUUUGUUUAAGAGGUAAUUUUUAAUCAUUUGUUUACAUUUAUUCACUGAGGACUAGAAUUCCUCUCCUGGAGAUCAUAAAUGUUGACUGUAAACACUGUUGACUAUCCUGCUCAUCAGAGUCUCACAGGAACAGGAUUUAACCCUUUACUUGAUCCUCCUCUGAGCAGAAGAUAAAAAAAACCCAUCAGAGUUUAUGCUCUGAAACCAAACCUGAACCCCAAAUAGCCAGAUGUGGUUCAAUCGUCUGAUGUGUGGGCUGCUGGUGAGCAUCCACUCACUAAUGAAGCUCUUGGCCGGUGGUCCUGGCAUAGUUUGACGAUUUGAUUGAAAAGACAAGGAUGAAUCCAGAAAUCCACAGAUGCUUUUUUUAAUUUCAGCAGCACGCUAAUCAGCGCUCCAUUACAGACAACUUAACUUUAAAGACUAUUUCCCUGCAGGGACUAAUCAAGCAGGCAGUGGAAUAUAAUGAGUCAUAAAUACAGCUUUAUGGCUCGUAGCUUUAAUAGUAAACUGAGGGGUGUUUUAUGGCUCAUCGGGACUCUUUUUUUACAGGCUUGUUACGACAGCUGAUCCACUAACAGGAUUUGAUCCAUUUACUGAUCUGACUUUAUAGAGAUGAGCUCUUGUCAUUUUCAAAUCUGGGCAUGAUAUAUGAAGGGAUUUAAACCACUGCAUCGGCUCAUUAAGAUUUCACCUGUCAGUUUCAAAUGGCUCUAAACUGAUACUUGGUUUGAUUCCAGUUUUGCUGUAAACAGCUGCAAAAAAUUACUAACUCUGGUAACACAAUGAAGCAUAAGUACAUUUAUAAAGCCUUAUACAUGCAUUUAUUAGACCUUAUAACAAUCUUUGGAGUGUUGCUGUAUAAUACAUUAUAAAUCAUACCUUCCUGAGGCGUUAUGGUCACUGCUUUUAACACUACUUUAACAUAGCUACAAGUUAGCUAUCACUUUAUUUGACGCCUAUCUCCAUAACACAUUAUAAAUAUAUUUAUAAUGUGUUAAAAUCACAUUAUAGCACUCUGUAACUUUAGUUAUAAACACUCAUAAAUGAUCAUAAUGCUUUACUCCACUAAUCAUAACACUGAUUUACUGGGUCAGGUAUUAUAAUGUGUUAUAACUGUUAACUUACUGACAGUGUCUACAUAGAUAAUGCAAUGCAACAGUUGUUAACAGUUAUAACACAUUAUAAUACCUAACCUUGUAAGUCAUGAUAAAAUGCUUUAUAAUAUGUUAUGAUUAUUGCUAUAAAGCAUUAUGAUCAUUUAUGAGCAUUUAUAACUCUUGUUGUCGGUGCUAUUACGUGAUUAUAUGCAUUAUAAAUAUUUAUAAUGCUUUUUAGAAAGAGGCGUCAAAUAAAGUGCUAGCAUAAGUUGUUAUCACUCAUAAAGAGUGUUAUAAAAGCUAAACAUGAAUUUAUGAGGCUUUAGAAAUGGGCUGGUGUUGCUUUAUAAUUAUUGGAUUUAUGUAAACUUUUACAAUAGCUAUCCUCAUAAAGCAUGACUAUUUGUGAAAAAAAGUAGUUAGAAAAUUGUUUUUUUUUAAAUGUUGGACUUUUAUCUUCAUCAGGACAGUCAAACUGUGUCCUGUUAGAGACUGAGCUGAGUGGAAACUGGUGGACAUAAGCGUUUGUCGAAGGAUUUUUCUUUAUACAGUUUCAGAGUGUCUCCAGGUUUAGUCCGGAUUUGAUUUGGAAAUAACUUGAACAGUCUGCUUUUCUGUGUUGUAAAAUGACACUCAGAGCCUGGUGUAGUUUACACUUUAUACAAAGGUGCUUUGAUCCAACAUGUAGGGAUGCUAUUAAAGUCCCACUCCGAGCAUUUUUUUUUUUACUACUCAGUGUUCUCAGUGGUCUUUAAAUUGUGUUACCUGUGUUGUUUUUAAGGGCUUUUCUUCUGCAGAGCUCCAGUAGAUUAUUAGCAAUUCACCUCUGAGUCGUGGGCGGAGACACUGCAGCUCUGCACACUCCUCGUCACGCUAGCUUGCAGCCUAACAUUGCCGGUGUAGUAGAAGUGGCAGGUAACAUAGGAGCUAUUCAGCUCUCGAACACUUAGAUCUUUAGGGACACAAUGAAAGCUAACAUCAGAAUUAGCUUUCUUACAAGCAUUGCAACCCGCUAACGCACAUGCUUGUGCCGUGAUCGUCCUCUGUAUUUCUCCUCUAUAUGCAGAGUGUGGCCUGCACAGCAGGGCUCUGGGGGCGGAGCUUGGAUUGGUUACAUAUGAACUCUCACUGUUUCUGAACCUGCUGUUUGAGUCUGCCAGAGAUUCACAGCGAUUUGAAUGCAAAAAUACUCAGAAAAGGAAUUUCGUAUUUAGUUUUCUUAUGUUAUGUCCUGUAGCAUCAGAAAAAUGCCAACAUAUAAAAAAACAUCAGAGUGGGUCUUUAAAGCCAUUUUAGACCAAAAACAAUAUUAGUAUUGUUCUUGAAAUAAUGUGUUGCUCUUGUUGUUUUGACCUGUUUUAUAGGUAAAAGGCCCCUGCUGAAGACAUUUGAAGACCCCUCCCCAUGGGAGGUGGCCUUUACACCAAUGCAGAUCCGAACCUUCAUUAUCACAAUGAGCAACUGAUAGCCAAUCAUGUUUCUUCUUUUCUUCACCGGUCCAGGAUUUUUGAGCCAAAUCAGUAACACAUUUCUGAGCAGCACAAGUUCUUGUUCCUGGAGCUCCAAGAGCACAGACUUUUAAAAUAAGAGGCAGGCUUUACACAGCCUGUCUUUGACCGCAGAAAACCCCAGAGCUGACCGACCCCGAGAUUUCCACAGACAUCUGGAGGUCAAGGUGGAAUGUCUGUGGAAACCCGCUACUUGAUCAUUAGACUCAUGAACAAAAGAGAAAACCAACUGAGACAGAACAUCUGCACGAGUUUUGCACUAGUCUGUUCUUUUUGUACAUUUGUUGAAGCUGCCUUUUUGUACUGAGAAACACCGACAACACCAGAGCCAUCAGAACUGACCCUGGACCAUUUUUACAGCUUUUAAAAGGGAUACUUUUUAUCAGCACAUGCAUUUUCAAUCACACUAGAAGUGAAACUAAAGCCAAUUUUACCGACUGCUUCAUGUGUAAUUACGGUAAUCGCCACUAUGUGUAAAUAUUUUAAAGCAAUUUUAUACUGAUUACCAAGCAGCUGCUAAUAAAGUCUAUGAUUCUUAACUCUG